AGGAGCUUGAAGCUUCGAGUUUCUGGUAGUAGUAGGUUGCGAAGAGAGCGAUUAAAUCAUUCGCAGACAUGGCUGGUGCAGUGUUGGAAAAUCUCAGUACACGAAAGCUGAUUGCCUUGUGCGUCGUCUUACUUUUAUUCCAGGCAGCUUUUUUCAUGCUUGGCGGUAUAAUAGCACCCUCGCCAACAACUGCAUAUCCACAUUUAACAAAUAAAUGUGUGGACACAGGGAAACAUAGGCAUAAGCAGCAGUGGUUCAUACCAUGGGGAGAGUUUGCCUGUGAAAAGAUUGUUGACUUGGAAGACGCUAUUGAACAGGAGAUAGUGGCAAAUCAAAUCGUAUUCUCUAUUGAAAUUCCUAACAGACCCAACAAAAUGUCUCGCUGGUUUCAGUAUAUUUUGACUGUUAUGGAUAUCACCAUUGCUUAUCAUAAUGAAAACCCCCUAGGUCCAGAUCCAGUAAUAACAAUGGAGAUAAGCCUUGGUUACCGAAACGAAGGUGAUGCACCAGGAGACUGGAAAGAGUUGAUUAAAACCACGGAGGAGAGGAAACUAGAAUGUACAUUUGACAGACCUCUGAUUCCAGAGAGCAAUGAUUAUACAUAUCAUUGUGAUCCAAUGCCGUUCAUGGAGUUAGGAAGCUGUCACCAUGACUACUAUCUGAUCAACAUACGGGUACCCGUUCAUGAACACAAAGACAUCAAUUUAGACUUGGGAAAACUGCAGGAUAUUCACAUUAUUGAAAUUCAUCAAAAUGGCGGUUUUACUAAAGUCUGGUUUGCACUGAAAACUUUUGUAACUCCUCUGAUCAUCAUGAUGACUAUCUGGUUCUGGAGACGUGUGUGUGCUUUGAACAGACAAUCUGUUUUAAUGGAAAGGACUAUAUUGGCUUUGGGAAUAUCUCUCAUAAUAUUGGAUUUGCCCAUAGAAUGGUUGACUUUAUCUGUGGAUAUUCCCUUCAUGUUACUUAUCAGUGAUAUCAGACAGGGUAUAUUCUACUCUAUGCUGCUCUCUUUCUGGAUUAUCUUUGCUGGAGAACACUUGAUGGACCAAACAGAGCGUAAUCGUUUAUCAGUUUAUUGGACGCAAGUAACAGCUAUUGUCUUUGGAUGCACAUGUUUAUUUGUGUUUGAUAUGUGUGAAAGGGGUGUACAGUUGAGCAAUCCGUUUUAUAGUAUAUGGAUUACUGAUACUGGAAAGAAUCUUGCUAUGGCAUUUAUCAUUGUGGCUGGUAUCUGUGCCUCUCUGUAUUUUAUGUUUCUUUGUUACAUGGUUUACCGAGUAUUUCGUAAUAUUAGUGUGAAAAAAACAGCUCUGCCUGCCAUGGCUAAAGCCAGGCAGUUACAUUACCAGGGUUUGAUUUAUCGUUUCAAGUUCUUCAUGUUCUUCACCUUGCUGUGUGCUGCUAUGACAGUCAUCUUCUUUAUCAUCACGCAAGUCAACGAAGGGAGAUGGAAGUGGGGCGAGGAGCACACUGUGGAAGUGAACAGUGCAUUUUUCACUGGUGUCUAUGGAAUGUGGAACAUCUAUGUGUUUGCUGUCUUAUCUCUGUAUGCACCAUCACAUAAAGACCCCAGAAAAUAUGAAUCUACUGUACAGAAUGGUGAUGUAAGCGGCUCCAGCAAUGAGGAAUACGAACUGAGGCGAACGCUGACCGACUCUGCUGCCACUGAAGAACCAUCUGAACUAUACAGAAUGACGGGUAAAACGGCGCAAGAUUAGACCCCGCAUGGCGAACGCUGACCGACUCUGCUGCUACUGAAGAACCAUCUGAACUAUACAGAAUGACUGGUAAAACAGCGCAAGAUUAGACCCUGCAUGGACAAAACUGUACAGAUUGCUAUUUUCUAAGCAAAGAAAUGCGCAAAUUUAGUUACAAAAUAAAUGUCCCUCAUCUUGACUACUUUGUCAAUAGGAAAUUUUCAAAUAUUGUGUGUUGUAACCAAUUACAUUAGAUUCUUUGCUGAAUACAUCUGCAAUAUUUUCUGAAAAUGUCAGCGAUAUUACUGCCAGAACAGUGUAGAACCUGGUGCCGAACAACAGUCUGCAUUUGAUUUAUUAAAAGUUCACUUGAUCUGUAAAAAAGUUAGUUUUAGUAGAUGUGUAUGUUGUGAUAUCCCAAACCUUCCUUCCAAACACUUUAUCAGAGGUACGUUAUAAAUUGCAUUCCAAUAUAGAUUGUUGAAAAGUUAGUUUGCAGAUAAAAGAUAUAUGUGAAAUUUGAGAAACUUGUUACAUAUCUUUAUGUUGUUGACAUGUACAGCAAUUGUAAUAUAGUAAUAAAUCAAUUUGUACAGAAUAAAGCCAUUGUAUUUACAAUUAAGUUUUCACAGGCUUGCUAACAAUUUAAAAAAAAUUUCACCCAAAUAAUUAAAAUGUUAUUUUUUUUUUAAUUUUGUAUGUAAAAUGCUGUUCAUUAUCAAGUUAUCUUAUAGUUGUGAAAAUCAAGAAUCUAUAUUUGUUGCCACAUAAACAUUUUGUAUUUCCAUUGUUUGUUGUACACAGCAAUGAAAUUGCUGAUUUGGUGCCCUCGUGUGGCAAUAUUGCAGAUAACUUUUGUUUUUGGUGUAGAUGAAUCAACACUUUUCAAAUUAUUAUUACCCGUAGAACAUAGCUUUUUAUAUUUUUGGAUAUGUUAUACAGUUUUUGAUGUUAUUUUAAGUGAAUUGCUUUUUUAUGCACAGCACUUUAUUUUUUCAACUGAUUGUAGUCAAAAUUGU
Messenger RNA from Saccoglossus kowalevskii, 2719 nucleotides. RefSeq names its product protein wntless homolog. The record is from RefSeq and is a predicted model, not a curated record. Gene Ontology annotation, molecular function: Wnt-protein binding. Gene Ontology annotation, biological process: Wnt protein secretion; Wnt signaling pathway; intracellular protein transport. Lineage: Eukaryota; Metazoa; Hemichordata; Enteropneusta; Harrimaniidae. Gene Ontology annotation, cellular component: endomembrane system; organelle membrane.